Molecule: messenger RNA, 3549 nt
Organism: Pseudophryne corroboree (corroboree frog)
Lineage: Eukaryota; Metazoa; Chordata; Amphibia; Anura; Myobatrachidae
Product: acyl-CoA dehydrogenase family member 11-like
Exons: 15
Coding region: 118-2061 (647 amino acids)
Molecular function (GO): acyl-CoA dehydrogenase activity
Source: RefSeq, a predicted model, not a curated record
AGGAAAUGGAGUACAGUACAGUCACGUGUCCUAUCUGCCAGCCAGCGCCGCCUCUCAGUUCAUCACGUGACUCGACCCCCAUUUGCCGGUGUGCCUGGUGUUACGUGCAGCUCUCCAAUGUCACGCAACUCAGGGGUGAAAUUAACCAACCACCUAGUGGCUCGCUGGCCAAGCCGGGGUUCGCUUCCCUGUAAACAGUACCAGCCUGCGUGUGCCAUGUGUAGUAAAAGUGCUGCGUCUCUCAAAACCAAUCAUGAAAACAGCCAACCUCACUCAGUCCUGGAGGAGCUGAGGAUGCCGUUCUCUCAUGCUUAUAUCGGAAACUUCUUCCAAGAUAAGCCCGUCUUGGGGAAUCAGUUCUUAGAGGAUGCCCUUCUCCAGAGUUACCUGAAGAGACACCUUCCUCCUCGGGUGUUGGAAGAAGUUAGUCAGGACCUUGAGCGCUUUGGACAGCGGCUAGUAGAGGAGAUUGACCACCUUGGACGGGAGUGUGAACUAAACCUCCCGCAGCUGCGGCAGUAUGACUCCUGGGGCCAUAGGGUUGAUGACAUCCUUACCUGUCCUGCCUGGAAGAGAAUGAAGGCAAUCUCUGCAGAAGAAGGCUUUAUAGCAGAAGCUUAUGAGAGAAAAUACUCCAGUUGGAGCCGCCUUGUUCAGGUCAUUAAGAACUAUCUGUUUUCGCCAUCCUCUGGCCUGUUCAGUUGCCCUCUAGCUAUGACUGAUGGUGCAGCCAAGGUCUUCGAGGCACUUGGUACCCCAGCUGGUGUUGAGGAUGCUUUUAGACACCUCACAUCCCGAGAUCCUAGCAGCUUUUGGACAUCUGGACAGUGGAUGACAGAGCGUAGAGGAGGAUCAGAUGUUGCACAUGGCACAGAGACAGUGGCUCAUGCCCAGGCAGAUGGUACUUACAAGCUAUAUGGAUACAAGUGGUUUACAUCCGCUACAGACUCUGAUAUGAGUCUGACUCUAGGCAGAGUAGUUGAUGCACAAGGACACACAGUGCAGGGCACAAAAGGGUUGUCGCUCUUCUACCUGGAAGUCCGUGAUGCUGAAGGGCAGCUGAAUGGAAUUGAGGUGCAGAGGCUUAAAGAUAAAUUGGGCACUCGGCAGGUGCCAACAGCAGAACUGUUGCUGGAUGGGGUAAAAGCUCUGCAGAUUUCGCCUCAAGGUCGCGGUGUUGCUUCAAUCGCCAGCAUGUUAACAAUUACUCGUAUUCACAAUACCAUUGCUGCAGCAUCUAGCAUGAGGAGAAUAAUUAACUUGGCAAGGGAAUAUGCAUCCAAACGAUUUGUAUUUGGUCAGCUGAUAAGGGACCACCCCCUGCAUAUGCAGACCUUGGCACGAAUGGAGGUAGAGGCACGUGGAGCGUUUCUUCUGUUAAUGGAGGUUUCGCGCUUGUUGGGGUUGGAGGAAACGAACAUGGCAACAGAGCAGGACCAGCACUUACUCCGACUCCUUACUCCCGUUGCUAAGCUCUACACUGGGAAACAGGCUGUUGCUGUCUUAUCAGAAGGGCUGGAAUGCUUCGGAGGGCAGGGUUACAUGGAGGACACAGGUUUGCCAGCUAUGCUCAGAGAUGUACAGGUACUGACCAUCUGGGAAGGAACAACUAACAUCCUGUCUCUAGAUGUCCUGCGUUCAGUCACCAAGAGCCAGGGACAGGUCCUCAGUGCAUUCUUCUCUGUCACUCAGGAAAAGCUGGAAGCCGCCUCUAAUGUCCCUAGCUUGUCUGAGCCUAUUUUACGUUUGAUGCAAGCUUUACAGCAGCUAAGAGCCUUCACACAGCAGGCGGGAGUGAGAGGAAGCAGCUUCUUGGCACUGGCUGCAAGAGACUUCUCCUACAGCCUGGCUAAAAUCUACAUAGGUUCUCUCUUAGUGGACCAUGCAGCGUGGGCAGAGGCAACUGACGUAACAUCUGCAUAUUGUGCUCAAAGAUGGAGUGAGCAGGAUCUGUGUCCUGUGAGUAAGGCUGAAGCUUCUGGGUGCUAUGAUUCACAUGCAGCAUCAAUGGACAAAACGCUAGUGUAUGAGAAAAGCCCUUUGUUACUGGGGAAGCUAUAAGACCUUGACUUUUUCAUUUCCAUUACGUUUAUAUGGAAUACCUGAUCACUCUAAACAGAUACAGUAGAUCAAUAUGUAUAUUGUCUUCUAAAAAUGAGUGUGUUGUACCAAUUACUCUCGUCAUAAUAGGCUCAUUAUAUUUCCCAGGAGCUUUUAACUUGACAGGUUAUCAUUUUCCUAAAUGUAGCUUAGAGAUAACUACCAAUGAUUUCUAGUUGCAUAGAUAAUUAAGAAUUCUGGUAAAUAAGAGACCGGCACUUCUUCUUUAUAAAAAAAAAAAUAUUAUAUUAAUGACAUUAUAAAAACUUGAGUAAUGGUUGUCAGAGGUGAUUCCCAUAUUAAAUAUACAUCUCUGAAAAAAAGGCUUAGAACCUGGGCUAUACAGUGAUACUACUGUCCUGACAGAGAAGAAUGGGUAACUUAGGGGGAGAUGUAUCAAACUUUCUAAAAAGGUGGAGGUUUGAUACGUCUCCCCCUUAGAAACUACACAAUUGCAUAUCAUGGGUUUAUCAUGGCUCCUUGUUAACAAAAUGUGAGAGGCUUACACAAACUAAUAGAAGUGCUUAAAUGCUGAAAAAUCUGAUUGAUACAAAAUAGUUUGACAGGGGUGAAAAUAUAAAUCCAAAAUUUAUAAAUAACAUAGAAGAAGGAUGACUUAGCUACUGGGGCCACACAUAACGGGACCCGCUUGGCCGGGAGGUUUUUUUUGUGUGCACACGGAUCCUGUUCUGUGGGAUGCCGCAGAACAGGAUCCGGCCUGUGACUUCAAUGGAACACAGAGUCGCACUGUGUGAACACAUACAUUGAAAUAUAUAUUUUCUCAUUGAAAUCCCGCCGUCCUGUUAUCCGGCCCAACCGCAGCAAGCGGUUGGAUCCGGCGGCGGCAGGACUGCCGCACAUGUGUGGGCGUCUGCAUUGCGGCCUAUGACAUGUUUUGGUACUAGGUUACAUUUCCUGGGACUGAGAGAUAACUCAUAGGGGGGUAUUAAAUUGUUUGAAAAGUCAGAUGGAAGUCUGUUUUUUCCUGUCUAAUAGACAGGAAAAAACAGACCCCCAACCGACUUUUCAAACAAUUGAAUUCCACCCAUAGUUUAAUGCAAUUAAUUUAUCUGACAGCACAUAAUACAGCAAACACUGGACACUGAAUUAUUUACAGUGAGUAUCAAAAAUAUUCUUUCUUUGGUAUUUUUUUACAUCAUAGGGGGGUAUUCAUUUAGCGUCAAAAUCACAGCAAUUUACAGCGAUUGCAGUUUUUGCCAUUUUCGGGUCUUCUUUGCCACAAAAAACUGCUAUUCGCGGGUACGUUCGUUCCCAUAAUUUGCUCUAUUCAAAUGCAAAUUAGCAAAAACUGGAUAAUCGUAAUAUUGGUGCCAAAAGUUAAAAGAAGGGGUAAAUCUGUCCGUAUUCCCCCGUAAAAGUUAAACUAACAUCGGAUAACAGAAUAAAAGUGUAUUAUUGGUUAUAAUAAACGUAUUUCUGGUACUUAAA